GUUCUCCAGAGGGACAGAAGUAUUGGAAUCGGUUUCAGAGGGGAAAAGGUCCAGAUUUUUGAGCAAAUAUUUCCCGUGCAGACAGGACACCGCGUCUAUCAAAAAAGGAUUCGUUUUAGACUGUUCCCCUCUCUGGUCAUUUUGCUCUACGUUUGAACUUAUUUGAUUCUUUAAAAACAGAUAAAGAAGAGUGUUCCCUCACUCUGAGAGAGCAUUUAUUUUAAACACCUAAAGUCAUCACAGCUGUGUCAUCUGAAAAAAAAAAGAAAACACAGGUGCGCGUGGAUGCGGACUCUCUGCUAAAGGCUGUGGCUUUAGGCUUGUUAGGUUUAAAAUCUGAUGACUGGAGGCAAUUGAAUCACUUCUCUUACUAAGCACAUCAGCUGAUUCUUAAUUUCAUAUUUGUGCGGUGAUCUUUUGACAAAAUGAUACUCAGUUUUUGUCUGUUGGUGACAUUUUUCUUGGGGCUGUCUCGGUGUUUGGGGUCGUACGUCCCCUGCGAGCCCUGUGAUCAGAAAGCACUCUCCAUGUGCCCCCCGGUGCCCGUGGGCUGUCAGCUGGUAAAGGAGCCGGGCUGCGGCUGCUGCCUGACGUGCGCUCUCGCUGAGGGGCAGGCGUGCGGCGUGUACACCGGAACGUGCACUCACGGGCUCCGCUGCCUGCCGCGGAGCGGCGAGGAAAAGCCCCUGCACGCCCUGCUUCACGGCCGAGGAGUGUGCACGAACGAGAAAGGAUACAAACCACAGUACACAGGGAUAGAUCGCGAGUCGCGGGAGCACGAGGACCCGAUGACGGCCGAGAUGGCGGAGGACCUGCUGCCCCCUGCCAAGGUGCCGCUCUACCCCAAGGACCACAUCUCCAGCAAGAAGGUGCACGCCGUGCGCAAGGACAAGAAGAAGCAGCAGGAGAAGCUGAGGUCUGUCGGCCAGGUGGACUACUCCCCGCUCCCCAUCGACAAGCACGAGCCCGAAUUCGGUCCAUGCAGGAGGAAGCUGGAUGGGAUCAUUCACACGAUGAAGGAGUCGUCUCGUGUCAUGGCCCUGUCCCUCUACCUCCCCAACUGUGACAGGAAGGGCUUCUUUAAACGCAAGCAGUGUAAGCCGUCCCGCGGCCGGAAGCGAGGGAUCUGCUGGUGUGUAGACAAGUACGGGGUGCAGCUGCCCGGGACGGACUACAGCGGAGGGGACAUUCAGUGCAAAGACUUGGAGAGCGGCAGCAACAACGAGUGAGGCUCCGCCCUCCCCCCCAAUCACCUGACCUAGGGCCCGCCUCCCUCCUUCCUGCCCAAACCACCCGCCAGGCACUUUGAGAUUGUAAAUGCGACAUAAAAACAAAAGGUUUAAAAAAAAAAAAGAAAAAGAAAAAAGACAUCUGAACCUUCAUGACUGUGCUCACCUC
This is a messenger RNA of Megalops cyprinoides (Indo-Pacific tarpon), 1398 nucleotides long. RefSeq names its product insulin-like growth factor-binding protein 5. The record is from RefSeq and is a predicted model, not a curated record. Gene Ontology annotation, biological process: regulation of insulin-like growth factor receptor signaling pathway. Bases 426 to 1229 code for a protein of 267 amino acids. Gene Ontology annotation, molecular function: insulin-like growth factor II binding; insulin-like growth factor I binding; fibronectin binding. Lineage: Eukaryota; Metazoa; Chordata; Actinopteri; Elopiformes; Megalopidae. The transcript has 4 exons. Gene Ontology annotation, cellular component: extracellular region.